Messenger RNA from Xyrauchen texanus (razorback sucker), 3503 nucleotides. It is a transcript of the gene ppp4r1, whose product is annotated as protein phosphatase 4, regulatory subunit 1. Gene Ontology annotation, biological process: protein dephosphorylation. The transcript has 20 exons. Gene Ontology annotation, molecular function: protein binding; protein phosphatase regulator activity. NCBI's taxonomy places the organism in Eukaryota, Metazoa, Chordata, Actinopteri, Cypriniformes, Catostomidae. The coding region runs from base 151 to 2988 and encodes 945 amino acids. The record is from RefSeq and is a predicted model, not a curated record.
UGAUAAAGGAUCUUUGCGCGGGCGCGGUGACGGUGCUCGAGCUCACUUCAGCGGCGCGUGUUUGUAUGUUUUGUCUAGUUUUGUGUAGUUUCUGUCACGGCGGUUGUUGGUCAUCAGCACAGAAGCGGCUUAAAUGUAGAUCAGCGAAACAUGGCGGAUUUGUCUCUGCUGCAGGACUCACAAGAGGACACGGACGGAUUUGGUGUGGAUGGAUACGGCUCCGACUCUGACAGCAUCAUUAUACCUUCAGCGCUGGACUUUGUGUCUCAGGAUGAAAUGUUGACUCCUCUGGGGCGACUUGAUAAAUACAUCAGUAGCGAGAACGUCUUUAACAGGCAGAUGGUGGCGCGCAGUCUUCUGGACACACUGCGAGCGGUCCGUGAGGACGAGAGAGAGUGUGUGUCCGUGCUGGAGAGGAUAGACCGACUCGCAGAUGACUUGGAACCGACUGUUCGAGCGGAGAUUAUGGAACAAAUCCCACACAUCGCAAUAUUCUGUCAGGAGAACAGACCCUCCAUUCCUUUCGCUUUCUCAAAGUACCUCUUACCCAUCGUCGUGAGAUACCUCGCCGACCAGAACAACCUGGUUCGUAAGACGAGUCAAGCAGCGCUGCUGGUUCUUCUGGAGCAGGAACUCAUCGACAGAGGAGACGUGGAGAGUCUGGUGUGUCCCAUGUUAGUGGACCUCACCGCUCCCGACAGCAAUGAUGACAUCAAAACCGAAGCCAUGGCGAUUAUUUGUAAGAUGGCACCGAUGGUGGGCAAGGACAUCACAGAGCGACUCUUUCUGCCGCGAUUCUGCGAGAUGUGCUGCGACUGCAGGAUGUUUCAUGUGCGCAAGGUGUGUGCGGCAAUCUUUGGUGAUAUCUGCAACGUUGUUGGAGGAGAAGCCACAGAGGAGCUUCUGCUGCCGCGGUUUUUCCAGCUUUGUUCGGAUAAUGUGUGGGGCGUUCGGAAGGCCUGUGCCGAGUGUUUUAUGACCGUAUCCUCUGCGACGUCUCCUGAAGUGCGGCGGACGAAACUGGCGUCUCUGUUUAUCAGUCUGAUCAGCGACCCCUCUCGCUGGGUGCGUCAGGCGGCGUUUCAGUCUUUGGGUCAGUUCAUCUCAACAUUCGCCAGCCCGAGCAGUAACGUGGGUCAGUACUUCAGAGACGAGGGCGACUGGAGCAGGACACACAUGCACAGCGCAAACGCAGAUGCUGCGUCCAGCUCGUCCUCUCGCAGCAGCUCGCAGGAGACGCCAGCGGUCUGUCCGCAGCAGGACUGUGUUUCCCAAAAUCCCUCAGUUUGUGAGGAACAGGACGGAGCUCUUGUGGGUGAGGAGGGUGGAGGUGAGGAGAUCGCAGACGUUCUGACGGGUGAUGAGUCCUGCUGCUCCGCUACUUCUGAUUGUCCCGAUUCUAAGUGCCUUCCUGAACCAGAACCUGUGGAGGAGCAGAACCCACCAACCACAGCGCAAGAAGAGCCCACUGCAGGCGAGACACUAACCUCCCCUCAGAGCCUCCAGGAGAACAUCUCUGAAGCUUCAGGUCCAUCAGCAGGAGAGCAGCAGAUCUCCGACCAGGAGAUGUUCAACUCUUUCCACUACUGGAGGACGCCCAUCGCUGAGAUCGACCUGGAGCUGCUGGAGGAGGAGAAGCAGCCGCCACGUCUGAUUGCGGCUCCGGCACUCGGCAGGAAACAGCUGGAGGAACUCAUCGAGAAUCUGGAGCCACAUAUUGAUGACCCUGAUGUCAAAGCACAAGUGGACGUCCUGACGGCCGCUCUGAAAGCUUCAGUUCUGGACUCUGGGAAUGAAAACACAUUCAUGGAGCCUCUAUCGGCCCAAUCCAACCCCUUCUGCUCCCAGAACACACAUGAACCCCUCACAGAUGACACGCAGAGGCGUGACUCCGCCCUGCAGGUGACCCGUGAUGAUGAUGACUCGGAUGUGAGUGACGGCAGCGUGAACCCUGAAGACGACGAGCACAAAUCCAAACAUCAGGACGUGGUUCCUCAAGCAUUACUGGAUCAGUACCUGUCCAUGACGGACCCGUCUCGCGCUCAGACCGUCGACAUGGAGAUCGCCAAACACUGCGCCUACAGUCUGCCCGGCGUCGCGCUCACGUUAGGACGGCAGAACUGGCACUGCCUGCGAGACACGUACGAGACGCUUGCCUCCGACAUGCAGUGGAAGGUGAGGAGGACGUUGGCGUUCUCCAUCCACGAGCUGGCUCUGAUUCUGGGUGAUCAGCUGACCGCGGCUGACCUGGUGCCCAUCUUCAACAGCUUCCUGAAGGAUCUGGAUGAGGUUCGGAUCGGAGUUCUCAAGCAUCUCUACGACUUCCUCAAGCUGUUGCAUCAGGACACACGGCGUAAAUAUCUGUACCAGCUGCAGGAGUUUCUGGUGACGGACAACAGCCGCAACUGGAGGUUCCGCUUGGAGCUGGCAGAGCAGCUGGUGUUGUUGCUGGAGUUGUACAGCGCUCAAGAUGUCCACGAUUAUCUGCGUCCGCUGGCCUUCUGUCUGUGCACGGACCGCGUGUCAUCUGUUCGAUGGACGUCCUACAGACUGGUCAGUGAGAUCAUCAGGAAGUUGUCGUCGUGUUCGUCUCUGAUGGCCGGUUUUCUCAGCGAGCUGGUGGAGAAGUUCUGUCACUCUCGGAAGUGGUCCGGACGCCAAGCGUUUGCCUUCGUCUGUCAGCUGUCUAUAGAGGAGGAGUGUCUGUCUCUGGAUCAGUUCUCGGAGCAUCUGCUUCCUCCUCUCCUGCAGCUGGUGUCUGAUCCGGUGCCCAAUGUGCGGGUGCUGCUGGCGAAGACCCUGAGACAGACGCUUCUGGAGAGAGAAUAUUUCCUGAACUCGGCGUACUGCCAGCAGGAGGCGCUGGAGCACACGCUGGUCGCCCUGCAGACGGACAUCGACAAAGACGUGAAAUACUUCGCCAGCGUUCAUCCAGGAAGUUCACGACUCAACGAAGACGCCAUGAGCACCACCUCAUCUACAUACUGAACACGCACAAGGACUCCGAUUGGCCAGAGAAACAAACGCUUCUAACAGCUUUCCCAGAAUGCACCUCACUACAACUGGGGGGGGUCAUUCUCAUUUAUUUUGCCACAGAAGCCUUAAACAUGUCUUCCUUUACAGCAGGAAAUACUUGAACCGCUGGAGAAAUCAAACUAUAAACUGUUCUCAUGUUCAGGUCGACGGGUCCGUUCUCUGUCUGUCUCUCAUGACGUUAGACCUGUCUGUCUGAAGCGAAUGUAGUUCAUGUUUGUUUUUAAUGUUCGGUGCAGCACAUUGUUGUACUGACGGACUCACGGCUGCAUAUAGAAACACAUGUCAUGUUUUUACCCAGCAUCACGAGCGGCCCAUCUCAAUAUGAACUCGCGUCACUUGAAGCCUUUGAGUAUUUUAAUGCAAAAAUGAUCAUCUGCUCUUUAGAUGUUCUGUAUAUAUUAUUCUUUUGUUUUUCAUCAUGAAUAGCAUUGAUGUUAUUCUCUUAACCUGUCCAGAAUAAAAUUUCA